This is a messenger RNA of Physcomitrium patens, 2261 nucleotides long. Its product is annotated as protein FIP1. The record is from RefSeq and is a predicted model, not a curated record. Lineage: Eukaryota; Viridiplantae; Streptophyta; Bryopsida; Funariales; Funariaceae. Gene Ontology annotation, cellular component: lysosomal membrane; late endosome.
UGGUGAGUUUCCGUGACCUUUAUUGCCUCCUCCUCGCCCAGAUUCUCCUCCUCCCUUCUUCUUCCUCGAAAUCCAGUCAUCGUCGGUUUACUGCAAAUAUUCUGGGAGUGAGGGAGAGCGAGAGAGAGGGAUUAGCUAGCGCAUUACGGGGGCGGGGGCAGGUUUUGUCGAGUUAGUUUCCUUCUUCUUCUUCUUUGCGGGCGGGGAUCGGUUGAAGAGAGAGAGCAGCAGCAGCAGCAGGGGUGCGGGGAGGGGGAGGGAAGCUUGAUUGAUUGAGUCAUUCAAUCGUCUGUAGCGAUUUGCGUGUUCCUUCCUGGUCAUUGCAGUUGUUCGAUUUUUGUCGCGCUGCGCUACCUUUGGGUUUCCAUUACUGUUGAGAUGAGAGUGGUGUAAUUGCGGCCGUCUCCGCGAUGUGUACAAUUUGAAUGAAGUUUGGUGCAAGAGAUUGUUCGAUUAGUGGACCAGGGGUUCUAUCUGCUUCUGUGAAUGCAAGGCUUUAAUGUCAGACUGCCGGUUUCAGCCUCAUUUCAGCUGGUCUUUAUUUUAAGGCGUUCAAAAUUAUCCGGAGUUAUGUGUUGAAAAAACCGUACAGAUCAUAUUUCUCUGAGGAAUUAGAGUCCAAAACCAACAUGUUGAGAUGGCAAUCACCAGUGCCAGAUACGGACUUUCGAAAUGGCAACAACCUUCAUUUAGACUCUUUUAAUGUUACUGUUAAUCCUGAACUAUUUACGAAUUCGACUUUGGAAUUCCCCUUGUUGUCGUGGCACCAGAAAGCUGAUACGUUAUGGGCUUCUUUGUAUUGCAUGCUAGUUGUCGGGUACGCUGUUAUUGUCAUUUUAUUAUGGAUCGUGAAUCCUUUCAAAAUAUCUCAAGCUGCCCUCUUCUCAGUCUGUAACCUCCUCCUGCUUCUCAUUACAGGACUUCUGCAAAGUUAUUUGGAUGCACAACUUAAGAAGGCACAACGGCAGGGUUAUUUGAAGUUCAGUGCAAUUUUGGAAUGGAUUAUCCAUCAGCCUUUUCAAAUUGUUGCUUAUGGAACGUCAUUAGUCUUGUUGGUGGUGACCUGGGACGCACUUCAACAACGUUUGGGCAUUCCGGCCUUGCUGUUGCUUCGAAUCGUUAUUCUAGUGCAACUACUAUGGGCAGGGACUCUAGUUUGUGUGUUUAUAUGUAAGGUGUAUGGACACAAUAAAGCUCAUUUCCAUCCUGAUGCAAUAGACACACUUUAUUCUGUUCUACGAUCUUCAUCUGGGCUUGAAGAUGUGAGAUACAUUGAUGGAGGAGGUCUAGCUGAGCAACAGGCGGCUCUUCUCCACUACCAGCAGGACAAUUUGCAGUAUCUUAGCAAAGAGAUACUCCGGCUACAAGAAAUCUUGAGUAAGUAUGAGAAGACUCAAGAUGGAAGCACUCCACAGGUUGAUUUGGUGCAUUUGCUGGCUUCACGAGAGCAAGAGCUGCGUGCUAUUACAGCUGAGAGGGAUCAAUUACAGGCAGAGGCCCGUCUUGCCCGCUGUCUGAUUGGUGAGCGGGACGCUGACAUCUUGCAGGUCCGCGCUAUGAAUGAUCAGUAUGUGGAAGAGAAUGACCGAGUUCGCGCAAUGCUCAACGAGUGGAGUUCUCGUAUGGCUAAGUUGGAAUUGGCACUUGAAGCAGAGAGACGAACAAAUCAAGAACAACAGAAAAAAAUCAACCAGCUUCGGACCUCAGCUCAGUCCUCGUAAUGAUUGAUUAAUUUGCAACAGAAUCUGUGGGUUCUAAACCACGAAAAAUUCUAAUCUAUUUAAAAAGCUGCCUCUCUUUGGAUAAGUGUGUUGAGAUGCUAAGGAAUGGUCAUCCGAAGGACAGUUGGGCGAACAGUAAGUGCUCAGCUAUCUGCUCUUCAUCAAAAUUUGAAAGUACACACCAGUGUGAUGUUCACACUAAACCAGUUGCAAAUACAUUUCUUGGGUGGAUUGACGAGUUUCCUUUCAUAAACCACUUUCGUUGUAUCAAUCCUUUUUCUCCUAAUCAUCCUCUAUGGGAUUCGUUCAGGGGCGAGUACCUCAUCAAAAGGACGCUGACCUUGCCCAUCAGAUAGCGAAUAGGAAUCACUCGGCAGAGUUUCUGGAAUGAAUUUGAGGACCAGUUCAGAUUUUCAUUUUUUAAAAUAAACUGAUAGUUAUGUUUAAGCCCUAUUCAGAUUGGUGCAUGUGAUCUGAAAAAAUUUGAACAGUGGUAUUUGUGAAAUUCUCUUUGAUUGGACUUUUUCAUUUGAAUUUGAA